Molecule: messenger RNA, 1890 nt
Organism: Betta splendens (Siamese fighting fish)
Lineage: Eukaryota; Metazoa; Chordata; Actinopteri; Anabantiformes; Osphronemidae
Gene: cpn1
Product: carboxypeptidase N, polypeptide 1
Exons: 9
Coding region: 209-1549 (446 amino acids)
Biological process (GO): proteolysis
Molecular function (GO): metallocarboxypeptidase activity; zinc ion binding
Source: RefSeq, a predicted model, not a curated record
AGUGUGAGGAGCGUAUGUGGGAGGAGGCAGAGGGAGAGCUGGAGGAAGAAGGGGAACAAGAAAGCAGAAGAGCAGAGGAGCAGGCGCAAUGUUUGGUGUGUAGGCACACAUCUGAGUGUGUGUGUGUGUGUGUGUGUGUGUGUGCGCUGCUCAAGGUCUCCACGCCAGCCUCUUCCUCGUCCGCCGCACAACUCGGGCCCGAGGGACCAUGCAGCGCUGGCUCGGCGCCGUCCUGCUGGGCCUGAUGGGGCUGACGGGGCUCCCGGCGUCGGGCUCCGACUUCCAGCACCACCGCUACGAGGACAUGGUGCGGGCGCUGUUCGCCGUGCAGCGCCAGUGCCCCUACGUCACGCGCAUCUACAGCGUGGGGCGCAGCGUGGAGGGGCGCCACCUCUACGUGCUGGAGUUCAGCGACCACCCGGGGGUCCACGAGGCACUGGAGCCCGAGUUCAAGUACGUGGGCAACAUGCACGGCAACGAAGUGCUCGGCCGGGAGCUGCUCAUCAAGUUCUCCGAGUUCCUGUGCGAGGAGUACCGGGCGGGGAACCAGCGCAUCACCAGGCUGAUCCACGACACGCGCAUCCACAUCCUGCCCUCCAUGAACCCGGACGGCUACGAGGUGGCGGCCAGACAGGGCCCGGAGCUCAACGGCUACCUGGUGGGUCGGGGCAACGCCAGAGAUGUGGACCUGAACCGGAACUUCCCCGACCUGAACGCCCUCAUGUAUUACUACGAGAAAAACAAAGGGCGAAACCACCACCUGCCUCUGCCGGACAACUGGGAGCAACAGGUUGAACCAGAGACGCUAGCCGUCAUUAAGUGGAUGCAGAGCUACAACUUCGUCCUGUCCGCCAACCUCCACGGAGGCGCCGUGGUCGCCAACUACCCCUUCGACAAGUCGAGGGACGCCAGGGUGCGCGGGAGGAGCACGCACUCGGCCACGCCGGACGACCGGCUCUUCAGACAGCUGGCGAGGACCUACUCGUACGCCCACAGCUGGAUGCACAAGGCCUGGAACUGCGGGGACUUCUUCGAAGAGGGGAUCACCAACGGGGCCGGCUGGUACUCCCUGUCCAAAGGCAUGCAGGACUUCAACUACCUGUACACCAACUGCUUCGAGAUCACCCUGGAGCUGAGCUGCGACAAGUUCCCGCCGGCGUCGGCGCUGCCCAGAGAGUGGCUCGGCAACCGCGAGGCCUUGGUGUUAUACCUAGAGCAGGUGCAUCAUGGAAUAAAAGGCAUGGUCUACGACGAGAACAACAACCCUGUGGGCAAAGCUGAGAUCUCGGUAGCUGGCAUCAACCAUGAUGUGACCGGUGGGGUGGAGGGGGACUACUUCAGACUCCUGUUACCGGGCACCUACACUGUGACGGCCUCUGCACCAGGUUACCUCCCGUCCACCAGCACCGUCACGGUGGGACCAGCUGAAGCCACACGGCUUGAUUUUUACUUGAAAACGGCGCCAAAACAACACCUGAAAGUAAAGCACCACAGCGGGAAGAGGAACCCCUCAUCUCUCAAGGCUCCCUUAAAGCUCGGCCCUAGAUGAGGCACGGACAACAACUUAGCCAACACACACACACACACACACACACACACACACACACACACACACACACACACACACACACACACACACUGACUUCAACUUGAAACAGUCAUAGAUGCAUACAAAAACAGACAAAUAGAGGGAAAUGAUGAAAUGACUAUGAUAUACAGUAUAUAUGUAAUUUUUGCCUUUAUAGUUUCAAACAAGUUUUGUGUUUUUGUUAAACUGAGUGUUUUUGUGUAUUUAUGUAACAGUGUUGAUUUGUGGGAACACAAUGUUCCACAAGGACUUUUCUUUAUUCCCAUUAUUAAAUUGGAUUAAAAUUAAAGGUUCAAAUACAA